This is a messenger RNA of Magallana angulata, 2763 nucleotides long. Its product is annotated as LIM and SH3 domain protein 1-like. The record is from RefSeq and is a predicted model, not a curated record. The transcript has 12 exons. Gene Ontology annotation, molecular function: actin filament binding. Gene Ontology annotation, cellular component: focal adhesion. Lineage: Eukaryota; Metazoa; Mollusca; Bivalvia; Ostreida; Ostreidae. The coding region runs from base 137 to 1438 and encodes 433 amino acids.
UCUGACAUCACUUCCGCAUUAGAAAAGGGGCUUCAAGUAUCUCAUACCUAUUUGGAAGUUGAAACUAGAGUAUCGUGUUUUGAUUUCAAUUUGAGUGAUUUUAAUUUAUGUGAUUACUUCAGUGGUGACAUUCACAAUGAGCAAGAAGUGUGCAAAGUGCGAGAAGACAGUUUACCCCACGGAGGAACUGAAAUGCCUGGACAAGUUUUGGCACAAAGCAUGUUUCAAGUGCGAGGUUUGCAACAUGACCUUGAAUAUGAAAAACUACAAAGGCUACAACAAGAUACCCUACUGCAAUGUUCACUACCCCACCACCUCAUUCACUGCUGUAGCUGACACACCGGAGAACCAGAGAAUCAAACAGAACACCAAAGUACAGAGCAAUGUCCAAUACCACAGCGACUUUGAGAGACAGAAGGGAUCGUACACACAAGUAGCGGACACCCCCGAUAUGUUACGUCACCAACAGAACACCAAGAAUAUCAGUCUGAUCGAGUAUCAUCGAAACUUCGAGGAGUCCAAAUCAAGCUUCACCUGUGUUACGGAUACCCCGGUCAUGAAAACACAGCUUACCAAUACCAAGAACGUCAGCUUGAUUCAGUAUCAAAAGGACUUCACGGAUUCUAGAGGGAUUUGUUACCAGGUUCCUGACACUGUAGAAAUGAAAACACACCGCCGUAAUAUGGAAAACAUCAGCUUGAUCAAAUACCAUGCAGAUUUUGAGAAGAUGAAGGGCAAGAAGCUGACCGUGGUGGAUGAUCCGGAGAUGAUGCGGAUCAAGCAGAACACCGCCAUCCAGAGCAAUGUGGAGUACCACAAAGUCCGCGACCAGCUCAGCGAGAUGGAGCAGAAACGCCCGGACCGGGAGGCCAGAGAAGUCCCCAGUCGUACUCAGCCUGGAAGGAUAACUGAUUAUGACCCCACCCCUGCUAAUACUGGAGGCACCCCAUACUCCAUGAGAAACUCGCAAGCCCGUGUUGUUUACGACUCAAGCAUCGGAAAAGAGGGUCCAGAUGUUUUUGAGGAGGUGGAGGAGGUUCCCACUCGUAAGCCCGGCUCUAUUUCUGACUAUGACCCAUUGAACAAUGAGUUUGGAUCCAUUGGCAGAUACAGCGGAGGGGACCCUGAACCGCCUCGUGGCUACCAGGCACCACCCCAGAGCUACCAGCCUCCACCCCAGAGCUACCAACCCCCGCCCCAGAGUUACCAGCCUCCCCCCCAGAGUUACCAGCCCCCGCCCCCACAACCUGCCUCAGAGGGGAUGGUGUGUAAGGCGUUGUACGACUACACCUCAGCCGACGCGGACGAAGUCUCCUUCCAGGAGGAUGACCUCAUCAUCCAGUGUCAACCAAUCGAUGAAGGCUGGAUGGAGGGAACGGUCAAGCGAACCGGUGAACGGGGGAUGCUGCCCUCUAACUACGUGGACCGAGUCAACUAGGCACCAGAUAAACAUUUAGGAAUCAAUUUAUCAAAGUUAUUAUAAAAGUUCAAUGUUAUUACUGAAAUGUUAGCUUUUAUAAAGUUACUUCCCUUUUUAUCUAAGUCUAUUAUGCGUGUUAUGCUGCUAUAGGCCCUAUAGUUCAUUGUUUUUAAGGCGGUGUUAAUGUUAUGCUAUUUACUUCCUCAUCGUCCUGUGUUUUUUCUUUAAACAAGAAAACAAGAUGAUCAUGUACAUCAUUGUGUAAGGUAGCUUGGGGGAUCCCCUAUUUUGUGUAGGAUUCUCCCCUUUUUUCUUUCUACACUUUCAUCAUGUAAGAGUUGGUCUAUUUUAUUCUCUCAUGCUUCACAUUAGUAUUAAAUGAUGGCCCUGGCUCUGUGUUGAACUCUGACCGCCGGUCAAGUGAUGGUUGGCUUAACACGAGUACUAUGUGCCAUGAACCACUGAGCCGUGAAGCUUGUCUACUUCCUAUUGUUACAAGGAAUAAACAAAUUGGUGCAAUCUAAUUAAGGCGUAUCUCGUGUAGAACCUGGUGAUAUUCGACAGCGUGACUGUUCUUUAUCCUGUACACAAGGAUUUCAUACUACUCCUAGGGUCUCUCCUAUGAUUCAUUUAGAAAUUGAUUUUAAGGAUUUUAUAUUUAUUGGAAGCUUGUUCGCAUACCUAGAAAUCAAAGCUUUGCUCCUUUGUAUAAAGUUGCCAGUAACUUAUAUUUUGAAUUGAAGCAGACGCUAACGUGUUACUAAAACAGAAAUGACAGCUCUCCCAGACCUGUGCAGGCGUGUUUUGGUCAGUGGAGUGUUUUAAGUAUCUACAAAGUGGAUCAUUGCCUCACCCUGUAAUCCUUCAUCACGUUUCUUUUGCACGUUUACUUUAUAGCCUGUGUAACCACUAUUUUAAUUUUUUUUCUAGUUUUAAAUUUUUAAACUUGGUGGUCUUAAUCAGAACCAAAGAUGCAGUUUAUAAUUUAAGAAUUUCAAGCUGUUAUUUAAUAUUUAUAUUGAACAAAUUCAAACUUUGUACAGGAGUUAAAUACUUCCCUUUUCCCUGUAAAGUUACAUAAUCAGAAUGAAGAUCAAUGAGAUGAAGAUCUAAAUCAAAUUUGUCAACAAAAGGAAAAAUCAUGGAACAAAUUCCCUAUGUAAAAGUGUUGUUGUUUUUAGAAUUUGAGUAAAACUGGUUCUGUAAUCAGAAACUGCCUAUAUAUGUCUGUGUACAAAGUAAUGGAUUAUAGAAUUCUGUGUACAAAACAAGGGAUUUGCUUUUUUUUUAAUCAUUAAUUAUAAAAUACUGAUUAUUGAUUAAAGUGUUAUGUAGAUAUUUUA